Molecule: messenger RNA, 904 nt
Organism: Frankliniella occidentalis (western flower thrips)
Lineage: Eukaryota; Metazoa; Arthropoda; Insecta; Thysanoptera; Thripidae
Product: glutathione S-transferase
Exons: 5
Coding region: 172-789 (205 amino acids)
Biological process (GO): glutathione metabolic process
Molecular function (GO): glutathione transferase activity
Source: RefSeq, a predicted model, not a curated record
ACAGCGAUACGCGAGUGUGCGACAGAGACAGAGAGAGUGGGCGCUGGCGGCGCUGGUGAGGCCGCGCUGGGUAUAAGCUCUCAGUGACGCUUGUGGUCUUCAGUCCCACGCCGGUGUCCAGCCCGUCCACAUCGUCUGUUGCCGUCCGCGCUCGUCACGCACAAAACAACCAUGCCCAGCUACAAGCUCACGUACUUCCCCAUCCGCGGGCGCGCGGAGCACCUUCGUGUCAUGUUCGCGUACGCCAAAGUGCAGUACGAGGAUAACCGCAUCUCGCAGGACGAGUGGAAGACCAUCAAGCCGACAACUCCUUUCGGCCAGCUCCCCGUCCUCGAGAUCGACGGCGUCCCGGUCGAGCAGUCCAUCUCCCUGGCGCGCUACCUUGCCAAACAGUUCAACAUCGACGGCAAGGACGACAUGGAGCGCCUCCAGGCCGACGUUUUCGUUUCACACAUCGAGGACUCGAGAGCCGGUUUUGUAGGCGUGCUCAAAGAACAAGAUCCUGAAAAGAAGGCAAAACUGCUGGAAACACAGAAGACUGAAGUUCUACCAGCGUUCUUUGAGAAGUUGGACAAAAGAGUAGCCAAGAACGGAGGUUUCUCUGCUGGAAAAUCGCUCCUGUGGAGUGACAUAAUGCUGGCCACCUACCUAGAAGCCCUCGUCAUCAAGGAUAUUAUUGGAGCUGAUUUUGACGCCAAAUACCCCAAUUUAGCCAAAGUGAAGGACGCCGUUUUCAACAACCCAUCUGUUAAAGCAUACAUCGACAAGAGGCCACACACCGAUAUUUAAAAAAUCUCAGUUUUAAUACCUGUAAAAUAUAAGGCUACAAAUUGUUUUUAAUUAUCACCUCUAUAGUAUUAUUUAACUGUCCAUGAAACCUACAAAAUAAACAUGGUCAACAAAA